AUGGGAAUACAUGUUCCUUCUCAUGUGCCCAUGGAAUCUACCCCAUUUAAAGGGAUGGAGUUUGAAGCGGAUGAGAUUGCAUAUGGUUUUUAUAAUGAAUAUGGCAGAAAUGCUGGUUUUAGUAUUAGAAAAGAGUAUGUAAAUAAAUGUAAAAAGACUGGUGUGGUUACUUCAAGAAGAUUUGUGUGUGCAAAGGAGGGGGUUCGAGGCAAAGACAAGAGAGAUCAGAAUGUAAAGAAUCCACGAGCAGAAACAAGAUGUGGUUGUGAAGCACGUUUGGUUAUUGUACUUAACCGAGAUAGUAAAAAAUAUGUGGUGAGUGAAUUUAUUGCUGAGCAUAACCACUAUCUCCACCUUCCAUCAACUGUGCACAUGAUGCCAUCACAACGGAAAGUGGAUGCAACUCAUGCUAUUGAAAUUGAUUUGGCACAUGAAUCGGGAUUAAGACUAAAGCAAUCUCAAGAGUUGUUUUUAUUGCAUAAUUACUGUUAA
Molecule: messenger RNA, 492 nt
Organism: Quercus lobata
Lineage: Eukaryota; Viridiplantae; Streptophyta; Magnoliopsida; Fagales; Fagaceae
Product: protein FAR1-RELATED SEQUENCE 5-like
Exons: 1
Coding region: 1-492 (163 amino acids)
Source: RefSeq, a predicted model, not a curated record